UUGAGCAUUUACAGUGUUUACAUGCCAAGGAUGGGUGUAACAUACAAAACUUGUAGCAAACAUAACACUUCAUAGUCGUCUUUCAUCUUGACAAGCAACUUGGGCAUGUUGACGUUUGUGUAAUUGGCAUACAAAUGACGUUCCUCCCUCCAGUUUUGGUAUGACCUGAUCUGCAUGCAAAGCAUAGAAGCUAAACAGGUACCACACCUCUCUCCUCUCUCUUGUCUCAUAUGUCUGAUAAGAAGAACGCUGGACUUUGGCCUACUUUCGGCACAAUUUCACGAGAUAUAUGAAAGAACAUUUUAUUUAUGCCUGCUCGGAUAUGAACCAGAAGGAAAAACUUGACUCUUCAUGUAUCUCCUUUGUUGUUAAAUAAUCCCCUGGAUUGAUUUUUGGGAUUUGAUUAUUGGCAUGAGAGCAACUGAAGAAACAUGGACACAUUCACGCUUGCGGCUGUCCUGCUUUUCUUCACAGGAAGUGUAAGUGCUCAAGUGCUGGUACCUCUUAACGCAACAGUGCUUCUUAACACUAAUGCCAGGUUUAACUGCAGUGUUUCAACAUCCGGCUGGGUUGCCAUGACUUGGACAGUGAACGGACGCUUAGCCCUCAUUGUUUCAGAGCAAUCAGGCCCGCUCAUUAGUGACGCCAAUUACACUGCCACAAACUACUCCACAGUAGGACAAUACAAAUGGGAGUUUUUGAUGAAGAACGUCACAACAGCCAGUGCUGGAAUAGUGGGAUGUCAGAUCCAGAACAACCUGCCUGUCAAUGCUGUACUGACCGUCCAGCAGAGUGGCACAGUGGUGAUUACAGGGUCAAACCGCACAGCUACCCAAGGAGAUCAGGUCACGUUCCAGUGUAUCGCAAGCAGCUGGUCACCUGCGCCACAGAUCUCCUGGGCGGUCAAUGGCACACCGGUUGAUAAAGGGCAGUAUAACACAAGCUCAGUGGCAAACGGGGCUCUCAUGAACUCCAACAGCAACCUCACAAUCACCGCCACAACAAAUGUUUCUGUGGACUGUCUGGCCUCCAUUUCUACUCUCCCAUCUCCUGCAAUCAGCACUGUUUUCCUCACUGUCCAGAAGGCCGUGCCACCGACGCCCAGAGACCAGACCGUGUUGAUAGCAAUCACCGUGGCCUUCAGCCUGGCUGCUCUUUUAGCACUCCUCAUCAUUCUCAUCGUCUUCUGCUGUAAGAGACAGAGGAGAAAGAGAUCAAGGUAUCAGGAUGAAGUGAGAGCACGUUCUCUGACUCACAGACAGCAAGCCGCUUACGCCAGGAGAGGACGGGUACAAGAGAACUUCGGAUAUGUUGAAGAAACUCCCAGUGUCGAUAACCGUGAUGGAGUGUACACUAUCGGUGGCUUUCAGCGAGACAAUAUUCAGGUUCCUGAAGUGAACUCAACCCGAUACGGCGACGAUCUUUCUUUCGGCGACGGUUAUUCCUUCAAUGGGCUCCAAAAACACAGACACUUGACUAUCGUGUAAAUAGACACAAGAGCGCAGAUGCACUGAAGUCUUAACUUAUUGUGAUAAAGAUAUUUGUGUGUUCAUUGGUGUACUGAAUGCAAAAAAAACUGACUGUAUUUGAAA
Tachysurus vachellii is the source of this 1592-nucleotide messenger RNA. RefSeq names its product immunoglobulin superfamily, member 5a (gene igsf5a). The coding region runs from base 432 to 1487 and encodes 351 amino acids. The transcript is spliced from 9 exons. The record is from RefSeq and is a predicted model, not a curated record. Gene Ontology annotation, biological process: cell-cell adhesion. Lineage: Eukaryota; Metazoa; Chordata; Actinopteri; Siluriformes; Bagridae.